This is a messenger RNA of Aspergillus clavatus NRRL 1, 3978 nucleotides long. Its product is annotated as nucleoporin Nup120/160. The record is from RefSeq and is a predicted model, not a curated record. Gene Ontology annotation, cellular component: nuclear pore. Gene Ontology annotation, molecular function: structural constituent of nuclear pore. NCBI's taxonomy places the organism in Eukaryota, Fungi, Ascomycota, Eurotiomycetes, Eurotiales, Aspergillaceae. The transcript is spliced from 3 exons. Bases 1 to 3978 code for a protein of 1325 amino acids.
AUGGCGAAAAUAUACAAGGAUACCAGAGUUGACCUUCGGCCGUACUCGCCGAGCAGCGUCGCCUACAUCCAGAUUCCAACACAAGAGAGCACGCAAACUCGGGCUCGAUUCUCGAUAGCCUCAUCCUUUACCAGCCACGAAGAACCGGCCGCAAAAGAUGAGGAGGAAUUUUCUCGACGGCAUCUGGCCACGCAGGGUUCGAUCUAUUUUCGCAAACACAGAGUUUAUCCCCGGACGUUUCUAUGGCGGGUAGUCAAUGACAACAAGGUUCUGGAGAUCCAGUGCGUGGAUCUGACCAAGGCAGGGAUUGAACAUUCCGAAUAUAAUAUCACGCUGCGCUUGGAUUUUCAGGAAGAGAUUAUUCCGUCAGGGGUUGACUUUGCCGAUUUGGAGGAUCACGAGACCCUGAGCGUGUUUGUGAUUACGGCUUCGAAGCAGUUGCAUACGCUCACGCUGCGCCCGGAGUUCUUUCGACGCGCAGCAGCAAUCGACGAGAAUGUGAACGACUGGUGCAAAUCAUGUGUUCCAGCACCUUUGGCUUUCUCGCACCCGCACCGAUUGCAUGCGAGCAGUCCGCUCGAGUUGUUUAUCUCCCUCGACAAUGGCGCGCUUCUGCGACUGACCAGGAAGUCGGGCGACGAUGGAUCACAUUGGACGCCUCUUACCUUCGAUGAAAGAACCUGGGGUGCAUCGAUUCGCGGGUUGGUCCGGUGGCAUGCGCAGCCCACGAUCAAGUAUCAGGGACGCCAUAUCGAUGUCAACGCCGCGAAUGCCAUUGCUACUACAUCCGAUCAGACUUAUGCGUUUGCCGUCUGCCUGAACCAUACUCUCAAAAUAUGGAACCUGGCCACGAACAAGUUGGCUGCCACGAAAGAUCUGCUGGACCGGCAGGUACAGCAACAGGAAUCUGUUUCAUACUCGCUGAAUCCCGCCGAAUCAUCUUUCAUCCGGGUAUUCAACGUCGAGAGAGCGCUGGACGGAGGCUACCGCUACUACAUUGUUACAUAUUCCCCAUUCGAGGAUGGUCGCUUCAAGUUCUGGGCUGUCAAAGGAGGCUUGACGUCGCAGCUGGUCGUCGAGGACCUCUUUCCUGAUGCUGCUCUGACGCCCUUAGACCCGGACGCAACCGGAAGCAUGUUUUGGACCGUUGCUGAUUUCCAGGUCAAGCCUAUGGAAGAAGGAAAGCGCAUGGAGCUGUGGGUGAUGUGGAGGAACAACACCGUCUAUCAACUAUACACUCUGCACUUCAACUUUGAGACUCUUGUGACGGAUUGGGAGACGAACUGGGUGUCGACGGCCAUGGAUACACGGAUUCACGCACCGUUACCCACUGUUGCGUCAGAGGACGCCGUAGAUCCGACGGAGAAGUGGCUGAGCUACAUGCUUCAGCCGAACAGAUAUUCCCCGGAGGUCCUUGAGACUGCUUUGUCUGUUUACCAGGAGGCAAUUAAGCCUUUGUCCUCUUCUCCUGUACCGGCAAAGAAGAACGCCUCCAUUUCCGAACGACUUUGCUCCACAAUCGCUGCCUCGGUGGCCCUCCGCAAGUACGCCGAAGACGACAUGGACUUUACGCGAUAUCGGGUAGAUACUGACUCCAAAUGGCGUCAGUUCUGGCAAAUCGCAGAGGACAUCAACAAGCGAAGAUUUGAGCCCCUCCGGCUUGCUUACGACGUUUACAACGAAGUUCCUUGGAUGCUGUUAUCGGAUAGCUGCGCAGUCAUCCGGGAAUGUAGCUCUACCGAGCUGCUUCUGCACAACAACGGUCCCGAGCUCCGCGCAGAAGGUCCCAAGAUAGUGGACCGAUGGAGCCACAGAAACUUGAGCUCGGAGAUCGGGGAUAGCUUCGAAGAAGCCUCCUUCCUACUUAGAGUGGCUUCGGGAUUCCGACAACGGUUCCCGGCAGAGCUUGAGGCAGCGUGUCAUAGCGCCCUUGAGGCAGAAAUCUAUGCGGAGCCUUCGUCGUCCAUCCCUGACCGCAUGGAUGCUUUCCGUGAGCGGUGCGACUUUACAGAAAAAAUCUCCAACAAAACGUAUGACGGUCUCAUCACUGCCAUGAAUGAGCGGCUGAACAUUUUCAAAUUGUCAAACAAUAUCUUUUACACUAUCAUCGACACAAUUCCGCUUGGAUUUCCUGGCAAAGAUUCCGAGCUUCUCCCUACCCACUUCGGAGUCAAAGUCACUGUGAACGGCGCCCAAGAGACAAUUGAGAACACAAGACGACUCCUGAUCGACCUCUUGCUCCUCGUAGUUUUUGUGGAUGGCGAGGUGCAGCAGGAAGACGGAUCUACUUUCGACACGGGGGAUCUCUUCGCCACCUUAAUCUCCUUGUUGAGGGAAUAUGAAAUGAUGUCGUGGCUUAGCUCGAACGUGCGGAAGUGCGCCGAUAAAUCUUCCAGUGUAUCCAGCGACAUGUCAACCUCGUCCUUUUCACUAAAGGACUCAGCACCCAAGAAUAAAUCCGAGAGGGUGGUCACUCUCCUUGAAGACUUGUUCGCUGCUGAUAUUAAGCCUCGACAAGCGGUUGGUUUGCCCCAAAGCUUCACUCUGACACUCGGCAUCCGGGAUGUUCUGUCCUGGGUGACUCGUCAAGGGGAGGUGGCUUAUCCCAACGCAUUGGUCUACAUACAGUGCGAUCUUAUCGCGAAGAAUAACAUCGACCUCGCAUGGGACUUCCUUCGCUUCCAGCAACAGGCAACCACAUCUUGGGCGACCUAUGUCAAGGGCCGCUUGUACGUGGCCAUGUCUGAAUAUGACACAGCGGCUUUGUAUUUCCGCAAGGCUGCAUAUCUUCUCUCAUGCGGAAAACCUCUUGGUAACCUGCACGAAAUGUCGUCGACGCUUCUCGACAUUGUCUCAGUGGACUGCUUUCACAACGGUCUCCCCAAAUAUUUCCAUCACAUCCUGUCCAUCUUUGAGCAAGCACGUUCAUUCUCGCAUGUUGCGGACUUUGCAAGCCUUGCGCUACAAGCGUUUGCAGGUGAACACAAGAACGAUAAUGAUCCGGAGCGCAUGAACAUGCAGACUGAUCUUCUCUCGCGCCUGUUCUACGCGUCCUUGAAAACGUGCCAAUUUGACCAGGCAUACUCGGCGCUUGCCCGAUACCAUGACCAGGCGCUGCAAAAAUCUGCUCUGAGCUCGCUCAUCACAGGUAUAUUGACUGCGGCGGGACCAGGCACCUCUGGGCUCCAGCAGCUUCUUCACUUCCCCACAUCUCUUCUCCCUAAUAUCGCCACACAUGUAGACGACACCCUUGUCUCGCUUGCUCGGAAACAGACCUCGUUCGACUCGUUCCUCGACACCGGAAGCAAGUGGUCCGAUAGCACGCCUGACUACCAGCGAAUUUUGCAGGCCUACCGCGUUGCGCGGAAUGACUACCGUGGCGCUGCGGAGAUCGCAUACCGAAACGUGCAGCGGCUAAGAAACGCCAGAGACAGCCCAUCUAACCAUUUCGUCUUGUCCAAGGGCCGCGAAGCGGACGAUGCACGGGCGAUAGUCGAGGAGGACGACCCGGAGAGCAAGGAGAUCCGGCACGAACUCCUCUCCCUCAUCAAUCUGCUCGGCUGCGUCGACAAGAGCGAGGCAUACAUCCUCGUCGAAAAGGAUGACUCCUCCGACCGGCGCCACACCAGCUUCCAAGCAGAUGACGACGGCAACGUCUUCCUGGACGAUGCCAACGCCAACGCCAACACCAGUACCGGCGCCGCGUCACCGUCCCCCGCGCCCUCAGGAUUCACCCGCAGACUCAGCGCCAGCACCGGCGCAAUCAAACCGACCAGCUCCACCCGCACAAACAGCACCAGCAAGUCCCCAGCACCGAACAACACCCCCCAUCGCCGGGUCAUCGUAACCCUCGACCACCUCCGGCGCGAGUACCAGUCCGAGCUGGACCGGGUGAGCCGUAUCGAGCGCGGGGAUUGGGAAUUCGGGCUCCUCGAUGCGCCGGAGGCGGAUAAUGAUGAUACGAUGAUUCUUUCCUAG